AAAAGUAUUGAAUCGAUGACGUCACAAAAGACGUGUCAGUGGAAGGAGUAGACGGGGGAUUGUGGAGAAGCAUGUUGAAAAAUGUCCGAUUACUUGAAUUUAUCGUGCGACGUGAACAGUGGUAAACAGACGCGUCUGUGUUGAACGCAACAGUGAACAGUAGUACCAGUGUCGAUACGUGAGUAUCGUCGGCUCUUGCAGUGUAUCACGUGGACGAAAAAGUACGAUCGGUCUCGAACGAGUCGGACACGCCGACCGAAAUAUUUUUUGAAACGUUAAAACCAGUGCUCGGUGUUGUUUUGCUCUUGCGGGAUUUGCCUGGACCGGCCCCACGACACGUGAGCUACUGUGAACAAGGUUCUCCGCGUAGGUUAAAACGGUCAUUGCAUCACAGGCCCCGGAGGACCUGGGCAACGAUGGAUGGUGCCAGACAGGAAUGAUAGAAUGCAAGAGGGUAGCACCGCCGUGGCGCUAGCGAUGGUGACUCCUGGCUACGAUCAGGACCCUGCAAGUGGGGUUGCCGAUUACACAACCCAUCAGGAUCAAGCCCAAUUCGAAGCGGACAAAAGGGCAGUCUACAAGCAUCCCCUCUUCCCGCUGCUCGCGUUACUUUUCGAAAGAUGCGAACAAGCUACUCAAAGCUCGGACAACUCGACGUCCGAAAGUUUCAAUAUGGAUAUACAGGCCUUCGUCCAACACCAAGAAAGAGACCGAAAGCCGUUCUUGAUCAAUGACCCCGAAAUUGACGGUUUGAUGAUCAAGGCGAUACAGGUGCUGCGAAUUCACCUACUCGAGUUGGAAAAGGUUCAGGAUUUGUGCAAGGACUUCUGCAACAGGUACAUCACGUGCCUAAAGAGCAAGAUGCAGAGCGAAAAUCUGCUCCGCAGCGAUUACAGUCACCAUGGACACGACAUGGGUCCAUCGAGUGGCAGCAAUGGCAGCAGCGGCAGCAGUCCUUUGCAGGUGCUGUCUUCUACAGGCAAUGAUGUUGAACCGGGAGCUAACGGAUUCAGAGUGAGCAGAAGCGACACCCUGUCGGAGAACGGUGGCGCGAGUCAAGUGGCCGCGCAAGAGGAAACCGGUAACGACAGGCCGCCGUCGGCGCGAUCAUCUUCCACUGCUCAACGUUCGAACAGAUCCUCCAGCCAGGAGCAUGACGAUCCUCUGUCACCCUCUACGGUACACGGGAGCACGCCCCUUUCUCAAAUCGGGGUGCAUACCUGUGCACCAGUCAACGAUAUGUAUCUUGGUCAAGAUGGUAUGGACAAUGUGAUUACUGGCGACAGAAUAUAUUUAGAAGAAGCUGGUUAUUGGGGCCUUCUUGCAUUACAAGAACAUGAGAAUGAAUACAUCGAUGUGGGAGAUGCUAACGACGAAAAGUACCUUGAUAUCACCGUGGCGGGUUCUCCUUCUCCUGCACCCAGUGAAGACGAAGACGAAGGAUGUGGCACUGGCACUGCUACUUCAAAUCACAGUAGUACUCACGGAGGUAGUCAUAGUAGCAUUAAGAAAGGAAGACAGAAGAGGGGAGUUUUACCUAAACAAGCUACAAGUAUCAUGCGAACUUGGCUCUUUGAACAUUUAGUUCACCCUUAUCCCACGGAGGAUGAGAAGCGUCAGAUCGCAAGUCAAACGAACUUAACGUUGUUGCAAGUGAACAAUUGGUUCAUUAAUGCUCGUCGGCGAAUCCUGCAGCCGAUGCUCGAUGGUGCUGGGGCAGACCCGGUGCAACGCGCGGGUAAACGUCAUAAAGUCUCGAAGCACGUUGUUCAACAGCAACACGUACAGCAACAACAAGCUGGCGGCUGGCAAUCCGAAGACUCUGGGAGCGAUUCGGGCUCCAGCGACGGUGAGGGGGGUGCCGAUAGAUCGAAAGACGGUAACGAUAGCGACGAAGAUGAUCUUCACUGACCUUUGUCGAUCAUUGAUACGUCAACCUCUUUACGGUACCUUCGAAUCCAGUUGCUCAUUACAGUAUUAAGGUAUUCGAGAAUAGAUUUCGCUUUAACUGUCAAAUACGUAAUUAUUCUCGCGAAAAUCAAGGGUAUAUCGGACGAGGUUAUCACGCUCUCUUAUCGGAUCCAACAAUAUUUGAUCUCUUUUUACUACCAUUGGACUUAUGGAUUUUUGACAAUUGUCACCUUUAUUGUGUUAUCUAUUUUUCCGAACCAAGAACAUUCAAAUGGAAUGGUGGACAUUGAAAGGAUUGUACAGUUUAGUCGGUACGUCUGUUUCCGCGUUCUUCGUAAAAAAAAUCUUAAACGCAAUACAAUUUUCACGAAUUUCUGGGAACUUAUUCGUACCAAAAGAGAUGUUAAGUUUUGAAAUU
Molecule: messenger RNA, 2329 nt
Organism: Nomia melanderi (Alkali bee)
Lineage: Eukaryota; Metazoa; Arthropoda; Insecta; Hymenoptera; Halictidae
Product: homeobox protein PKNOX2
Biological process (GO): regulation of DNA-templated transcription
Molecular function (GO): DNA binding
Source: RefSeq, a predicted model, not a curated record